AUGUCUUACUGUGUGGAGGAGAGGGGACGAGCCAACAGCCUGGACUACAGACUCUACUUCAAAAACUCUGAGGGGAAGUAUGUCUCUCCGUUCCAUGACAUCCCAGUGUUUGCAGAUGAAGCUCAGAAUAUCUUCAACGCUGUUAUUGAGGUCCCGCGGUGGACAAAUGCAAAGAUGGAGAUCGCAACCAAAGACGCCCUGAACCCUCUGAAGCAGGACGUGAAGAAGGGGAACCUCAGAUACGUGGCCAAUGUGUUCCCUCAUAAAGGAUACAUCUGGAACUAUGGGGCCAUCCCACAGACCUGGGAGGACCCAAACCAUAAGGACGGAGACACUGGUUGCUGCGGCGACAACGAUCCGAUCGAUAUCUGCGACAUCGGAGACAAGGUGUGUUCUCAAGGAGAGGUGAUCCAGGUGAAGGUUCUGGGGACUCUGGCUCUGAUCGACGAAGGAGAAACUGACUGGAAAGUGAUCGUCAUCAACACUGAGGAUCCACAGGCCUCAGAGUUCAACGACAUUGAGGACGUGCGGCGGCUGAAGCCCGGGUUCCUUGAGGCCACGGUCGACUGGUUCAGAAGAUACAAGGUUCCAGACGGGAAACCAGAAAACCAGUUUGCUUUCAACGGAGAGUUCAAGAACAGGGACUUUGCCAUAAAAACCAUAAAGGACACACACAGCUUUUGGAGAGCGAUGGUCACAAAACAGUCGGACGCUGGAGAGUUGAACUGUAUGAACACGUGUGUGGCCGACAGCCCGUUCCGCUGUUCCCAUGGAGACGCAGAAGCAGUGGUCAAAUCUGCUUCUGCUUUUGGACCAGGAGAACCCAUUCCCAGUUCAGUUGACAAAUGGUUCUACUAUGAAAAGUGA
Molecule: messenger RNA, 867 nt
Organism: Knipowitschia caucasica
Lineage: Eukaryota; Metazoa; Chordata; Actinopteri; Gobiiformes; Gobiidae
Source: the annotation of a GenBank genome assembly